Messenger RNA from Scomber scombrus (Atlantic mackerel), 1889 nucleotides. RefSeq names its product zinc transporter ZIP1-like. Gene Ontology annotation, cellular component: plasma membrane. The record is from RefSeq and is a predicted model, not a curated record. Gene Ontology annotation, molecular function: zinc ion transmembrane transporter activity. The transcript is spliced from 4 exons. Gene Ontology annotation, biological process: zinc ion transmembrane transport. Lineage: Eukaryota; Metazoa; Chordata; Actinopteri; Scombriformes; Scombridae. Bases 236 to 1240 code for a protein of 334 amino acids.
UGUAACCCGACAGAGCUGCUCCGCAAAGAAGGAGAGAAGGAGAAACAGUGAACUGCGUUUUUAUUUAUGUUUUAUUGACUUUUAAUAGAAUCUGAAUCUGAGAGGAAUCCUCACAGCUGCUCGGCUGAUUCAGACUCUGAUCUCCGAGUGAAUCCAUGGCAGGUGUUUAAGAGCUCGUCCUCCACUCCGCCUGACUCCCAGGAGAAAGAAGAAGCUCACAUAAACCAGAUAGAACAUGUCUCUUUUGGGAGGAGUUUCGUCCUCCGUCGUCCUGUCUCCCAGGAGGGAGAAGGCGGCGCUGCAGACCAACCCGGCCGACGUCCCGGCACUGGAGCUCAAACUGGGAGCGCUGGUGGUCCUGCUGUCCAUCACGCUGCUGUUCGGCUUCGCUCCUCUCUGCAUCGUCCGGGGGGCCGGCCGCUGCAGCGUCAGCCCAGAGUCGAGGCGCAGGCUGCUGAGUUUGAUCAGCUGUUUUGCUGGAGGAGUUUUCUUGGCCACGUGCCUGCUGGACCUGCUGCCAGACUACCUGCAGGGCAUCAACGAGGCCUUCAGCAAUGCAGGAAUCACACUGCAGUUUCCUCUGCCUGAGUUCAUCAUGGCGAUGGGCUUCUUCCUGGUCCUGGUCCUGGAGCAGAUAGUCCUGGCCUUCAAGGAACAAUCGUCUUUACACCCGGAGGAGCGGCGGGCUCUGCUGGUGGACUCCAGUGUCCAGCAUCACUCCCAUCAACGCCGCCGGGGGUCAGAGGAGUCGGACGGUGGACACUUCCACGUGGACUUUGGCUCCCAGUCCGCCCUGCGUGCCUUCAUCCUGGUCUUCUCACUGUCUCUGCACUCGGUGUUUGAGGGUUUGGCGGUGGGGCUGCUGGAGGAAGGGAAGGAGGUGCUGGAGAUCUGCCUGGCCCUGAUGAUCCACAAAAGCAUCAUCUCCUUCAGUCUGGCCUUCAAACUGACCCAGGGCCGGCUGCGGCGCUCGGUGGUGGCCGGCUGCCUGCUGCUGUUUGCCAUCAUGUCCCCGCUGGGCAUCGGCCUCGGCAUCGCCCUCACCGAGACCAAGGCGUCCCCGCAGCACCAGCUGGCCCGCUCCACGCUGGAGGGGCUGGCAGUGGGAACCUUCAUCUACAUCACCUUCAUGGAAAUACUACCGCACGAGCUCAGCAACGGCAGGAACCGCAUCCCCAAGGUGGCCAUGUUGCUGGUGGGCUUCGCCGUGGUCACCGCCGUGCUCUUCAUCAAACUGUAACCGUGGUAACACAGCACUUAGCAAGAGGCCCUGAGGAGAGUUCACAUGUUGAAUGAAUCUAUAACAGCCAUCAGACGCUACACCUCAGUGCGUCUGGUUACAAACAUUCAGAAUAUGUAUGAAAGGAGUCUUUGUAGAUCUUUAUGAUGUUUUGGAAAAAAAUGGAAUCAUAUUAUAAAAACUUUAUUUGUUUUUAAACUAUCAGCACGUAGAUUGUGUUGGUGUUAAGGACGGGAAGCACGGUGGAAUCACAGUGAUCAACAGAUUCACUAGCAGGGUGAAGGAAAUCAGCGUGGAUUUUUGGCAUUUAGUUCAAUUUUGGUAAACUUUCAUCCGUGAAUUUGCGCCGGUCACCAAGAGUAAACCAUCUUAACAGUGCUGACCUGUGAAGAUACAGAGAGUCAAAAAUGGAAGUAAUCGUAGUUUAUUAGCUGUGUUGUACAAUUUCUUUUUUUUUUUUAACCUCCUCUGUCAGUAAAACUGCUCCACUAAAAGGUCUGCAGACUUUUAUUAGACAGGUAUCGAUGGUACAUAUUCAUAUAUUGCAUAAAAUGAUUGUGUUAUUGGUUAAGUGGUAAACGUAUUUGCAUUUAGUCAUUUUCUUGUUAGCAACAGAGCUAAGCUAACAUGUUUCCUAGGUGAUAAUUAG